AUGAUGGUACCCUCCGAAAGAGCUCUCCAUGAAGCUAUCCAGGUUAGCCCUUUGGAUCUUCCGGACGAUGUCAAGAGACAAAAGAUUGAAAAUUUAUUGGCGCAGAUGCGACUUUCUGCGGCGACAGCCAGAAAAAUCCAAGAUGUUUUCCGGUCCGAAAUGAAUAAAGGGAUCCACCAACAACCCUCUUCUCUGCAAAUGGAAAAUACUUAUAUACCUGAAUUGCCUGAUGGAACAGAGGAAGGAUUAUUCUUGGCUCUCGAUUUGGGAGGAACAAAUUUUCGCGUUCUCCUGCUGGAGUUGGUGAAUGGUGUGGUUGUAAGGGAAGACGUAAAAAAAUAUCAUAUUGAUGCCCAUCUUAGAACCGGCUCGGGUAUGCCAUUAUUUGAAUAUCUCGCUGAAUGUGUCAGCAAUUUUGUUAUCAGCGAGGGUCUUCAAGAUGUAGAGCUUCCUUUAGGGUUUACUUUUUCAUUUCCGAUGAUCCAACAUUCAUUGGAAACCGGAAUUCUAGUAACUUGGACAAAGAGUUUCAAUUGUCCUGAUGUUGUAAACAAAGAUGCAGUACAGUUAUUGAAAGACGCCAUAGCUCGUCGUGGUGAUACAAGAGUCAAUGUACUAGCAGUGCUUAAUGAUACAACUGGAACGCUUCUUCAAGGAGCUACUCAAGAUCCAAACACUGCUAUCGGUCUUAUCCUAGGUACAGGAAGUAAUGCUUGUUAUCUUGAACGAGCUGAUAAAGUCGAGCACUGGGAGCCUGAGCGACAUGGCGAGCGCGAGGUAAUUAUUGAUAUUGAGUGGGGUGCAUUUGGUGACAACGGUGUUUUAGAUUUCAUUAAAACAGAUUUUGACAGAGAAAAUGACGCUAAUUCUUUACUCGUUAAUUCAUUUACAUUUGAAAAAUAUAUCAGUGGUAAAUACCUUGGGGAAUUUGUACGUGUUAUAUUGGCUAAAUUGUCAAAAGAUGGUUUAUUGUUUACGAGACAAGUUCCAGAAAGUUUACUUUUAGUUGGAAGUUUCUUAACAGAUUACAUAUCUCUUAUUGAACAAGACACAGUCAAUGGCAGUAGCGUUCACACGAAAGAAGUUCUUGCUAAAUUUAAUAUAAUACCUGACGAAGAAGAUUUAAAAAUAGUUCAAUAUGUUUGUGAGCUUGCGUCAAAUCGCGCAGCUCUUUUAGUUUCUAUAUGCGUCGCAACGCUCCUUGAUCACAUGGAGAGAGAAGAAGUAACAAUAGCUGUUGAUGGCUCUCUCUAUAAACAUCAUCCACGAUUUGAAAAUUGGAUGAAUCAAUAUAUAACUUUAUUGACACCAGCUCGGAAGUUUAAGCUUAUUCACGCUCAAGAUGGAAGUGGAAAAGGUGCGGCAAUCGUUGCAGCGAUUGCAUUAAGGAUAAAAAAAAGAUUAGAAUGA
Molecule: messenger RNA, 1410 nt
Organism: Cotesia congregata
Lineage: Eukaryota; Metazoa; Arthropoda; Insecta; Hymenoptera; Braconidae
Source: the annotation of a GenBank genome assembly